UACAAGUUGAAGAGCGAAAUGCUUUUUUUCUUUUUUUUCAGCGCACUCAUUUUUCCAUAGUAAAGCAUCAAAAUUUUGCCUUAUUUCUUACUACGAAGCCAAGACACCCAAAAUCAUUGAAUUGGAAGCGCUGUUCCACAGACGAAUGUGCGCAGUACGCGUAACGGCCAUGGUUGCCACUGGCUUCGCCGCACAAUCGAUUCUGAGAGGAGCAAUUCCUUCAUUUCUAUCUACUCGUCCCACUAGUCUUAUCCUCCCAACACCUUUGCACACCUCAGCUUUUGGAAUAUGCAGCCUACCACAGGCUAUUAAGGGUGAUGCUGAUAUUUUACUGAAAGGAGUGGGAAACAAGAACACCAUUGAAGAUGUGAAAUGUAUCAUUGAACUGGCGAAACGGGCAUCAUUAAGACGAGAAGUUUCACAUACUGAUUUUCUGACUCCACCUGUCUUAAAAGAGUCAAUGCUAGUCUUAGAAAAGUUAGCUGACCUAAAAGUAGUGGCACAAGGAGGAUACCCAGAGGCCGAAAGAUGCCGGCUCUCAGUUGGACACCCAGAGGCAUUAACAAGUGAUCCAGACAAUGUUGCAGCUUUGAGUAUUUCAGGGAAUUUUUCAUUUCAACCUUGUUCUCAUGGUGAUUUCCUUGGUGCAAUCCUUGGUACAGGAAUUGUAAGGAAUAAGCUGGGAGAUAUUCUCUUGCAGGGUGAAAAGGGAGCUCAUGUUCUUGUUGUUCCAGAACUUUCUGACUUCCUUGUAUCAGCAGUGGACAAGGUUGGAAAUGUUUCUGUCUCUUGCAAGAAGAUUCCAUUGCUUUCCCUUGAAUAUGAACCACCAAGGACAAAGACCUUAAAAUCCAUUGAGGCAUCAUUGAGACUUGAUGCCGUGGCUAGUGCAGGAUUCAAAGUUUCACGAACUAAAAUGGCCAGUUUGAUUAGUAAUGGUGAUGUUCGUGUCAAUUGGAGCACUGUGACAAAAAGCAAUACUACCAUUAAGACUGGAGACAUGAUAUCAGUUAGUGGAGAAGGUAGACUUAAAAUUGGAGAAAUAAGCUCAACUAGCAAGGGAAAGUUCGCUGUUGAGCUCAUCCGGUAUUUGUAAAGCAUGAAGUUAUUUGGCGAUACUGAUUCCAACGACUUAAAAGCUGCUACAGAUACUUAUCAGGCACUCAUUUUCCAUGGCACCGCUCUGACACUAACAAGAUUAUGUAUCCUUAUACGCAAAAGAUUUCCUCUCAAGUUUGCCCUGUUACAGCUGUGCGCCUGAGGCCAGUUCUAUGUUGUCUGCUGCAUUUUCGUGGUUCAACCAUCAGUGUGAGAGAAAGCAGAAGGGUGAAGGAUGAGACAGAUUUGAACUUGCUCUCUCUAUAUUUCCUGAUUCCUCUAUAGCAAUUCCCUAUAAUAGUUGAUGGCUGUAACUGGUUAGAGUCUGUUAAUUGUUGUACAAUUUGUUUUAUACCAUCAGUAAAGUUGAAAAAAAUACUCAUUCAUCA
Molecule: messenger RNA, 1487 nt
Organism: Capsicum annuum
Lineage: Eukaryota; Viridiplantae; Streptophyta; Magnoliopsida; Solanales; Solanaceae
Product: putative RNA-binding protein YlmH
Exons: 10
Coding region: 146-1096 (316 amino acids)
Molecular function (GO): RNA binding
Source: RefSeq, a predicted model, not a curated record